Messenger RNA from Ruditapes philippinarum (Manila clam), 991 nucleotides. RefSeq lists its product as uncharacterized. NCBI's taxonomy places the organism in Eukaryota, Metazoa, Mollusca, Bivalvia, Venerida, Veneridae. The coding region runs from base 121 to 531 and encodes 136 amino acids. The record is from RefSeq and is a predicted model, not a curated record. The transcript has 4 exons.
UGAUCAACAUUGUUAAGUGGCCGGAAAACAAUAUAACUAACACAACACUUCAGCCGAUAACUUAUCACAAGGAUGUUUAUGCUUAUUUGUCAAUUUCUAGGGUAUUAUAUAUUAUAAUACAUGCAACAUGUGAAGAUGUUAUAUUUAUUUGUGAUUUUAUUUACAGUCCUAGGUGCGUGUACAGGAGAAGGGGGACCGUGCUACAGUCGUAGUCAGAAAAAAUGUCGUAUACCCUUUCAUAACCUAUGGAGCGCCAAAAUGGAGGGACGAGAUGGUGCAAUAUGCGGGUACUUUAAAGAUCUUCACAAAUGUACCAUGGAUUUCCAAGCAACGUGUAAAUUCAAAGAUGACCUGUAUGAAACGGAUAUUGUCAAUGUUUACACGCGGAAACCGUACAGCUGUCAGCUAAUGGGAGGAAAUAUACGAUACAAUGGUGAAUAUGAUGCCAAUUCUGCUAAAAGAUUUCAACUCAGUACAAUACUGAUGAUGAUUCUAAACUUAGUUCCAUUGCUACAUUUACUGGCUAAUUGAAAAAAAAUAUACUGACAAAAAAUAAAUCCUGUGAUGAUAUCUUAUAUAAUGUGCAAUAGUAUGUGUGUAUUUUAGCCAUGACCUCAGCAAAUUGAAAUUCGUAUAAGAUUUCAUCAUUCAAAGAAGAAAAUUUAAUGAAAUUUCGACAGAAAGAUGUUAUUUCCUCAAAAGAAAAUAUGUAGUCCCUUACAAUUGGACUUGAUGAAGCUUUUAACUAAGCAAGGUACUUUUCUAUAUUUACUAAUGUAGCAAUGAAGUGUGGUAAAAUGACUUGUUGAUAUAAUGUGGAAAAAAUACUUGGCAUCUUUAAAAUGUGGUUUAAUGUCUAACUAUCUUUACCUUGUGUCUGAUAAUGUGGUAAAAUGGCUUGUAAAUAUAAAUUGUGUAUAUUAUAAAAAUGUGGUAAAAUAUCUUGACAAUCUUGUGGUAAAAUAAAUCUGUUUGUUUCAAUGUGGUAAAA